AUGAUUUACGCUCCCCUCCCCACCGGGAGAUACCCCGAAGAAAACCCGCAGAGAGUCAGCAUUAAAGCAGGACGUCGCCCAGCACCGCGUCGGUACCACCGAGGAGUCGUAGUCGUGCCCCCGGGGGCAAAAGUGGGGAGCCGAGCCGCCCCUUCGGGCCGCCCUGAGCCACAUCCCCCCCCGCUCCUCCUCCUGCAACCUCCUCCUCGCCGCCUUCUCGAGCGCCCGGUCUGCCCCGGGCCGCGCUCGUCGUCAAGUUUCCGUCUAUCUGCAGCGGAGGGAUUGUCUCACAGUUUGGAACCAGUUGCUAUGAUAGCUGUGAUAGCAGACAGCAAACCAGUACCUGACGGUAGAUAUCCUGUAGGAGAGAGGAUGUUUAUCACAGUUAUUUAUAUUGAUUUGCAUGACUUAGGAACAUUGUACCGUGAGCUGAUGCAGGCACUGGAGGAUACAGAGCAGCAAGGUCUGGAUGUCACUUCAUUAAACCACCACUCGGAAAGCGUGUGCCCCAAACAAGUGGAUCUGCAUCAGCCUAACGAGCCAGAAACAGAGCGGGGCCACCCUGGGUUGUCUGUCAGUGCUGCUGGGCUGGGAGCGCCCGGGAGCAGCUCCCGCAAAGCCCUAGUCCGAGCGCGGAGGGGCUCCCGUGUCCCUCCGUCUGCCAGAGUAUCGUGUCGUGCUGUCAUCGGCAGCUCUCCCAGUGCUUUGGACAACUUAAGUGUUGCCAAGGUGUCUUUUUUGAUCCCUGAAUGUGGCAUACUGCCUGAAGUGCUGAAAAGUACUAUUGCAGAUGUUGGAGAGUACUGCCUGGUGAGGAAUUUAUCAGUUCAUGAAUUGGUUGCUCACGAAUUCAUUGAUGCUUUUGUGAAGAAAGGUUCAUGCUACGCACUUACCUAUAACACAAAAAUUGAUCAAGAUAAUACUGCAGCUCUGCUACCCAAUGGAAAAUUAAUUCUAUCAGUGGAUAAGGAUACUUACGAGGAACUUGGACUCCAAGGUCGCCCUUCUCAGUAUUCUGGCAAAAAAGUAAUGAGAUACAUUAUAACUAUUGACUUGACUGAUUCUGGCUUUCACCCUGAUAGCAAGAAGCAUAACAGAGUGCUUUGGGCCUUGAAAGAAAAGAAACCUUUAGAAUUUGACUUCCUACUGGCUUGGUAUAAUACAGAGGGACCAGCAUUGAUGUCAUACUUUUCAAAAAACCAAAUACAGUCCCUGAAGCCAAAAGUAACAUUCAGCACAUUAAGAGACUUGCAGUGUCCAGUAUUACAAAGUAAUGAACUACAAGGAAAGCCAGAGGAGUCCUGCAGUGCAGAGGAACUGUUUGAAUGGCUAGGUGCUGUCUUGAAUCAAGUUAGCUUAGACAACAAGUCUUCUAGCUUCUUAUCAACCUACUGCUGUCCUCAACCCAGCACAGUUGUGGAAAAAGCUUUUUUGUGCACAAUCACAGGCUUUAUAAUUCCUGAGAAGAUAAUUCAGUUAUUGGAGCAGCUGUGUUGCUAUUUUGGUGAACCAAAACUGGCAAGUUGGCUGACCUUAACUGUGCAUGGCUUUGCAGACAGCCCUGUUUCCUGGAGAGAAAGUGAGCAUGGUUUCCACAAGGGAGGAGAGAACUUGUACAACUUUGUCAUUUUUAGAAACCUGGACUACUGGCUUCAGAUGGCUGUAGGAACUCAUGAUGACUGUCCUCCUUAAAGCUAUGGCUACAGAAGAAGUUUUCAAAUGAACCCAUGUUACUGUAUACAAACCUAUUAAGAAAGUUUUUAUAAAAGUAAUUAGGCAACAGUUGAA
Messenger RNA from Chaetura pelagica (chimney swift), 1788 nucleotides. It is a transcript of the gene RPP40, whose product is annotated as ribonuclease P/MRP 40kDa subunit. Gene Ontology annotation, molecular function: ribonuclease P activity; ribonuclease MRP activity. Lineage: Eukaryota; Metazoa; Chordata; Aves; Apodiformes; Apodidae. Gene Ontology annotation, biological process: endonucleolytic cleavage in ITS1 to separate SSU-rRNA from 5.8S rRNA and LSU-rRNA from tricistronic rRNA transcript (SSU-rRNA, 5.8S rRNA, LSU-rRNA); tRNA 5'-leader removal; tRNA 3'-end processing. The coding region runs from base 1 to 1692 and encodes 563 amino acids. The transcript is spliced from 11 exons. The record is from RefSeq and is a predicted model, not a curated record. Gene Ontology annotation, cellular component: ribonuclease MRP complex; multimeric ribonuclease P complex.